UGAGCGCAGCGGAAAGGGGAAGUGAGUGAGUGAAGUGCGUGUGGACGGGGAGCUGGGGCUAGUUUUAUGAUGCUUGGGUCGGGCGCCGCCGAGCAGGAGCUGCCCCAUCAAAACGAUGUAGACAGAGGUGAUGCAGCAAUAUGCAGAAAAAGAGAAAAUUAUCUUGAGUGGUCGGAAUAUUUUAUGGCAGUGGCUUUUCUAUCAGCCCAGAGGAGCAAAGACCCAAGCUCCCAGGUUGGUGCUUGCAUUGUCAAUUCAGAAAACAAGAUCGUUGGCAUAGGAUACAAUGGAAUGCCAAAUAGAUGCAGUGAUGAUUCUUUACCUUGGGCAAGAACUGCUAAAAAUAAACUGGACACAAAAUAUAUGUAUGUUUGUCAUGCGGAAUUAAAUGCAAUUCUGAACAAAAAUGCUAGUGACGUUAAAGGAUGCACGAUGUAUGUGGCCUUAUUCCCUUGUAAUGAAUGUGCUAAGCUCAUCAUCCAGUCAGGCAUCAGCAAGGUUACUUACAUGUCAGACAAAUACCAGGAUUUGCCAGAAAUGAAGGCCUCCAGACUCAUGUUGGACAUGGCUGGUGUAGAAUGCAGCCAAUUUACUCCAAAGAAUAAAACGAUUACCAUUGAUUUUGAUGCAAUAAACAAAAGUGGAAGUUGUCUACAGUCAAGCAAAUCUACCUCACCUACAUCACCAUGAAAGUGCUAAUUAUUCAUCAUGGAGAACCUUAUUUGUUACUUCAUAUUUUUUUAUUUGUAGCUAUUCUUUAGUAGAAACCUGAUGUCAGAAUCAGGUUUAAUAUCACUGGUAUAUGUCACCCUGUAUUCUGAUGGUACAGUUGAACCAUACUGUUGUAUGUCAUGUGGUUUCUUUUCCAAUUGAUACUUGAUCUACUGUUGAGCCUGAGUUUGACUGGCUCAAGAAAACAGAUUCUUUAUAAAUAUGACCACUCUCUCCAACCCACCCUCUUUACCCCCUCCACCUGACUAAGCAGCCCAAGUCUAGAAUGAGAACUUCCCCAGAUAUGAGUUUCUACAUGACUGACCCUAAAACCUGGCACCAUAGCCACUGAAUGCUGGUAGUGAGGCUCAUCAGAAGUUUUAAUCUCACCUGUUGGUUGCAUAAAACCAUUACUUUCUAACUGCUGCUAUCUUUUGCACUUUUUAAUUUUCUUAUGGGGUGUGCUGAACUGGUAAGACCAGUUUUAUUGUUCAGUCUUGAUUGACUUUAGAAGAUGGCCCACUUACCCAUUCUUACUGGUGAAGGUACCUUUCAGUAUAGGCAGUUCUAGGAUUUAGUACUAGGAUUGAUAAAGGAAUAGCCUGGUUUCUAACUCUUGAACCAGACCGUUAUCAGAAAUAAACUUGUAACUGUUGGGGCACCAACUUGGAACGUCUAAGCUCUCACCUCUUGAGCCUGGAAUCUUUUGGUCGAAAUUGGUGCUGGAAAUUAAGACUGAAGUUUUGAAUCUGCCGUAAUUUCUUUGGUGAAGUUCCAUGAAUAAAUUGUGUGGCUAGUAAUCUGGUCAUCACAGACUAUUGUGGCUUCCAUUAAAAAUGUAAUGCUGAAAAUGUUUUGUGGCAAAUGAAAUUUAAUUAAAACUGAAUGAAAGUAACUUCAUUUCAGAUUUCCAAUGGUUUCUAACUUACAGGAAUUGUGUACAGCCAACUUGGUUUCAUAGUAAUUAAAGAACAUGAACAGAAAUUGUGAUUAUGAUGUUUUCUUGCUUUUUCUGUCUUUUUUUUGAGCCUUCAGCAUUUCCAAAGAGGCUGCCCAUAUUCCUGACUAGACUGAGUUCUAAUAUUAACAGGUUUCCUAGGAUUGUACACUGCUAGAGGAAGCCUUUUUGCUCACUAUUAGUAGUUAUUGAAGAACUGCUCUUAUUCAGCAUUUGACCAGUCUGUUCAGCAUUGCAAUUUUUUUGCCCUUGUAUUUGAAAAGAUGCAUUAUAGUCUGCUUCCGCUGUCUAUUUACAUAGUGCAUUACUGAUUUAUAAUACAUGUACAUAUUGUUGUAAUGUGAAUAUAGUCACCGGAGAAACACUGAAGCUAGUAGAUAUGGAAGUGUUUUAUUCAAGAAAAUGAGACACUCGUGGAGGAGGAUACCCUCUGACCCGAUCUUAUGUGACAUUUGUGACAUUUUUAUAUGCUCAAGAUCAAAGGUAACAGCAGAACAAUUCUAUAGUUCAAUAUAUCUACAGUACUUCCUUUGAAUUACACACACCUUUGCACCUACACUCCAGACACCCAAAAUGAAUGUUAAUCAGCAUUGUCUGGUUUGCAAUCAACUCCAGUGCAGAGCUCCAGGAAAUCUAUUGUUCAGGACUGCACUUUAAAUUCAAUCUACAGUUCAUGUUCAGGUCUGAAGAUUGGAUGCCGGUGAAGUAAAUAUUUGUUAUAUACCAUAACUCCAGAGUAUGCCUUAACAAAAUUCUUCCAAACUCAUGGAUAUUGUUCUGAUUAUCAAUUCAUAUCCUCUCGAUAUUGACCAAUAUCUUAAUGGAACAAUAUCUUAUGCCCAUAAUCCAGGAUUCAGAGGAGUUGCCUUCAAUAUGAUAUCAAAGGUCAUCAAAAUAAUAGCACCAGAGUUGAGGAUGUUUAACAUGUAUCUUAAUAUCUAUGAAUAUUCCAAGUAGUUUUAAAUUAAAAUGAUGUAUCUGUUGCUUAUUGGUGAUUUUUUUUUUGUGCCUCUGAAUCAGAUGUUGGAUAUGACCUUCACUUAUAUAUAUUUGAUCCAGUCCAUUAUGAAUGGAGUGGUAUUUAAUGAGAAUGCUGUCUUAAAGAUCAAAUUAUUUUCCUAGUAACUUGAUCAAUAUUUUGUAACAUUACACUCAUUUGACAUUGCUGUUUGUGAGGUCUUGUUAUGUGAAAUUGAUAGUUGCCGCACUUCAAAAUUAAAGCAUUGGAGAGAAGGUGUCAUGUUCUCAUGAAGGUUCUUUAUAUUUUCAAGCAGUUUUUAUUUGUGUGACUCUCAGUGCAAAUGAGCACUACUUGGCACGGAGGUUCAUUUGACCAGUUUUGUUGACUGUUAUCCCCAGACUGUCUAAUUCCACUAUUAAAGUUCUAACUGAAACAUAGAUUUCAGAUGUUG
This is a messenger RNA of Mobula hypostoma (lesser devil ray), 3081 nucleotides long. It is a transcript of the gene dctd, whose product is annotated as dCMP deaminase. The coding region runs from base 67 to 690 and encodes 207 amino acids. NCBI's taxonomy places the organism in Eukaryota, Metazoa, Chordata, Chondrichthyes, Myliobatiformes, Myliobatidae. Gene Ontology annotation, molecular function: zinc ion binding; hydrolase activity. The record is from RefSeq and is a predicted model, not a curated record. The transcript has 6 exons.